CGGGAAGGCGCCUACCGGCCCACGGUCUUCAAGCCGGCCUUUAGCAGGGCCCCCCCACCCCCCGGGUCAGGAAGUGCCGAAAGAGGAAGAGAGUCGCCUGGCAGGAUGAGCGCACUGGGGGCUGGCCACAGUGCUGGGGGAAGCUGCGAUGAGGCCACAGCUCUGGGCCCAGCAGUGGCGCUGGGGACAGAAGAGGGGGAGCAGCUGGGAGCACUGAGGCAGAUGUGGCGCUACCGCUCCUGGGACGUGCCACAGAUCCCAGCUGAGGCACCCCGGACACAGAAAGCCAUCACCAAGGCGGGCCUUCCGCACCUGGCCCCACCGCCUCCUGCUUCUGGGGCCCCCUGCAGCGACUCAGAGAGGCAGAUCCGGAGCACUGUGGACUGGAGUGAGUCAGCGACGUAUGGGGAGCACAUCUGGUUCGAGACCAACGUGUCGGGGGACUUCUGCUAUGUUGGGGAGCAGUACUGUGUAGCCAAGAUGCUGCAGAAGUCAGUGUCCCGGAGAAAGUGUGCGGCCUGCAAGAUCGUGGUGCACACCCCCUGCAUCGAGCAACUGGAGAAGAUAAAUUUCCGCUGUAAGCCAUCCUUCCGUGAAUCAGGCUCCAGGAACGUCCGCGAGGGCUUCCAGCAGAAGUUCACCUUCCACAGCAAGGAGAUCGUGGCCAUCAGCUGUUCCUGGUGCAAACAAGCAUACCACAGCAAGGUGUCCUGCUUCAUGCUGCAGCAGAUCGAGGAGCCGUGCUCCCUGGGGGUCCACGCAGCCGUGGUCAUCCCGCCCACCUGGAUCCUCCGGGCCCGGAGGCCCCAGAACACCCUCAAAGCAAGCAAGAAGAAAAAGAGGGCCUCCUUCAAGAGGAAAUCUAGCAAGAAAGGGCCCGAGGAGGGCCGCUGGAGACCCUUCAUCAUCAGGCCCACCCCAUCCCCCCUCAUGAAGCCCCUGCUGGUGUUUGUGAACCCCAAGAGUGGGGGCAACCAGGGCGCCAAGAUCAUCCAGUCCUUCCUCUGGUAUCUCAAUCCCCGACAAGUCUUUGACCUGAGCCAGGGAGGGCCCAAGGAGGCACUGGAGAUGUACCGCAAAGUGCACAACUUGCGGAUCCUGGCGUGCGGGGGCGACGGCACGGUCGGCUGGAUUCUCUCCACCCUGGAUCAGCUGCGCUUAAAACCACCACCCCCUGUUGCCAUCUUGCCCCUGGGUACUGGCAACGACCUGGCCCGCACCCUCAACUGGGGCGGGGGCUACACAGAUGAACCUGUGUCCAAGAUCCUCUCCCACGUGGAGGAGGGGAAUGUGGUGCAGCUGGACCGCUGGGACCUUCACGCCGAGCCCAACCCUGAUGCAGGGUCCGAGGAGCGAGACGAGGGUGCCACCGACCGGUUGCCCCUGGAUGUCUUCAACAACUACUUCAGCCUGGGCUUUGAUGCCCACGUCACCCUGGAGUUUCAUGAGUCUCGAGAGGCCAACCCAGAGAAAUUCAACAGCCGCUUUCGGAAUAAGAUGUUCUAUGCCGGGACAGCCUUCUCCGACUUCCUGAUGGGCAGCUCCAAGGACUUGGCCAAGCACAUCCGAGUGGUGUGUGAUGGAACAGAUCUGACCCCCAAGAUUCAGGACCUGAAACCCCAGUGCAUCGUUUUCCUGAACAUCCCCAGGUACUGCGCGGGCACCAUGCCCUGGGGCCACCCUGGGGAGCACCACGACUUUGAGCCCCAGCGGCACGAUGACGGCUACCUCGAGGUCAUUGGCUUUACCAUGACGUCCUUGGCUGCGCUGCAGGUGGGCGGGCACGGUGAGCGGCUGACGCAGUGCCGUGAGGUGGUGCUUUCCACGUCCAAGGCCAUACCAGUGCAGGUGGAUGGCGAGCCCUGCAAGCUCGCAGCCUCACGCAUUCGCAUUGCUCUACGCAACCAGGCCACCAUGGUGCAGAAGGCCAAGCGGCGGAGCACUGCCCCCCUGCACAGCGACCAGCAGCCAGUGCCCGAGCAGCUGCAGGUCCAGGUGAGCAGAGUGAGCAUGCAUGACUACGAGGCCCUGCAUUACGACAAGGAGCAGCUCAAGGAGGCUUCUGUGCCGCUGGGCACUGUGGUGGUCCCAGGAGACAGUGACUUAGAGCUCUGCCGUGCCCACAUCGAGAGGCUCCAACAGGAGCCUGAUGGUGCUGAAGCUAAGUCCCCAGUGUGCCAGAGACUGUCCCCGAAGUGGUGCUUCCUAGAUGCCACCACCGCCAGCCGCUUCUACAGGAUCGACCGGGCCCAGGAGCACCUCAACUAUGUGACUGAGAUCGCACAGGACGAGAUUUACAUCUUAGACCCUGAGCUGCUGGGGGCAUCGGCCCGGCCUGACCUCCCGACCCCUACAUCCCCUCUCCCCACCUCACCCUGCUCACCCACGCCCCGGUCUCUGCAAGGGGAUGCUGCACCCACCCAAGGUGACGAGCUGAUCGAGGCUGCCAAGAGGAAUGACUUCUGUAAGGUACCGGCUCCGGGGCUCCAGCGUCUUCCCUGGCAGCCCCCUCCUCUGAGUUGGGCUGAGAGCUGACCCGUCCUGGCGCUGUUGUCUGCUAUCAUCUGGUCUUCUGCAGGGUCUCCACAGUGGUUGUCCCAG
Carlito syrichta (Philippine tarsier) is the source of this 2601-nucleotide messenger RNA. RefSeq names its product diacylglycerol kinase zeta. The coding region runs from base 106 to 2535 and encodes 809 amino acids. Gene Ontology annotation, biological process: lipid phosphorylation; diacylglycerol metabolic process; intracellular signal transduction. Gene Ontology annotation, molecular function: ATP-dependent diacylglycerol kinase activity. Lineage: Eukaryota; Metazoa; Chordata; Mammalia; Primates; Tarsiidae. The record is from RefSeq and is a predicted model, not a curated record. The transcript is spliced from 26 exons. Gene Ontology annotation, cellular component: nucleus.